AUGGCGGGGGCCUGGCUCAGGUGGGGGCUCCUGCUCUGGGCAGGGCUGCUCGCGUCGUCCGUGCACGGCCGGGUGCGGAGGAUCACGUACGUGGUGCGCCCGGGCCCCGGCCUGGCGGCGGGCGCCUUGCCCCUGGGCGGGCCCCCGCGCCCGCGGACCUUCAACGUCGCGCUCAACGCCAGGUACAGCCGCAGCUCGGCGGGCGCCGGCGCCCCCGGCCGCGCCUCCCCGGGGCCCCCCUCGGAGCGGACCCGGCGCACGAGCAAGCCGGGCAGCGGGGCCCUGCAGGGGCUCCGGCCGCCACCGCCGCCUGAGCCGGCGCGCCCCGGGGGCCCCAGCGGGCUGCUCCACCCCAAGCCGGGCGGUCACCCGGCGGCCGCCCCGUUCGCCAAACAAGGCAGGCAAGUCGUGCGCUCCAAGGUGCCGCCGGAGACGCAGAGCGGUGGGGGCUCGAGGCUGCAGGUUCACCAGAAGCAGCAGCUGCAGGGGGUCAAUGUCUGUGGAGGGCAGUGCUGUCAUGGCUGGAGUAAGGCUCCUGGCUCCCAGAGGUGCACCAAACCGAGCUGUGUUCCACCGUGCCAGAAUGGAGGGAUGUGUCUCCGGCCUCAACUCUGUGUGUGCAAACCGGGGACCAAGGGCAAAGCCUGUGAGACAAUAGCUGCCCAGGAUACCUCGUCGUCAGUCUUUGUAGGGCAGAGUCCUGGGGCUGCCUCCUCCUGGGUCCCUCCUGAGCAAGCAGCAAAGCACACUUCGUCUAAGAAGGCAGACACUCUACCAAGGGUCAGUCCUGUGGCCCAGAUGACCUUGACCCUCAAGCCGAAGCCUUCCGUUGGACUCUCCCAGCAGAUACAUCCUCAAGUGACACCCCUUUCCUCGCAGAAUGUGAGGAUUCAUCGUGGCCAGACCCAAGAAUAUGUGCUCCAGCCCAAGUACUUUCCAGCCCAGAAGGUGGUUUCGGGAGAGCAGUCCACUGAAGGUUCCUUCCCUUUAAGAUACGGGCAGGAUCAAGUUGCAGCACCUUUUCAGCUGAGUAACCACACUGGCCGCAUCAAGGUGGUCUUUACUCCGAGCAUCUGUAGAGUGACCUGCACCAAGGGCAGCUGUCAGAACAGCUGUGAGAAGGGGAACACCACCACUCUCAUUAGUGAGAAUGGUCAUGCCGCCGACACCCUGACGGCCACGAACUUCCGAGUGGUAAUUUGCCAUCUUCCAUGUAUGAAUGGUGGCCAGUGCAGUUCAAGGGACAAAUGCCAGUGCCCUCCAAAUUUCACAGGAAAGCUUUGUCAGAUCCCAGUCCAUGGUGCCAGCGUGCCUAAACUUUAUCAGAAUUCCCAGCAACCGGGCAAGGCGCUGGGGACACAUGUCAUCCAUUCUACACAUACCUUGCCUCUGACCAUGACUAGCCAGCAGGGGGUCAAAGUGAAAUUUCCUCCCAACAUAGUCAAUAUCCAUGUGAAACAUCCUCCUGAGGCAUCAGUCCAGAUACAUCAGGUUUCAAGAAUCGAUGGCCCAACAGGCCAGAAGGUAAAAGAAGCUCAACCAGGCCAAUCCCAAAUCUCUUACCAAGGGCUUCCUGUCCAGAAGACCCAGACUGUACAUUCCACGUACUCCCAGCAGCAGGUCAUUCCUCACGUCUAUCCUGUGGCUGCCAAGACGCAGCUUGGCCGGUGCUUCCAGGAAACCAUUGGGUCACAGUGUGGCAAAGCGCUCCCUGGCCUUUCAAAGCAAGAGGACUGCUGUGGAACCGUGGGUACCUCCUGGGGCUUUAACAAAUGCCAGAAAUGCCCCAAGAAGCCAUCCUAUCAUGGAUAUAACCAAAUGAUGGAAUGCCUACAAGGUUAUAAGCGGGUUAACAACACCUUUUGUCAAGAUAUUAAUGAAUGCCAGCUACAAGGUGUGUGCCCUAAUGGUGAGUGUUUGAAUACCAUGGGCAGCUAUAGAUGUACCUGCAAAAUGGGAUUUGGGCCGGAUCCUACCUUUUCAAGUUGCGUUCCGGAUCCCCCUGUGAUCUCGGAAGAGAAAGGGCCCUGUUACCGGCUUGUCAGUUCCGGAAGGCAGUGUAUGCACCCUCUGUCUGUUCACCUCACCAAGCAGCUCUGCUGUUGUAGCGUGGGCAAGGCCUGGGGCCCACACUGUGAGAAAUGUCCCCUUCCAGGCACAGCUGCUUUUAAGGAAAUCUGUCCUGGUGGAAUGGGUUAUACGGUUUCUGGCGUUCAUAGACGCAGGCCAAUCCAUCACCAUGUAGGUAAAGGACCUGUAUUUGUCAAGCCAAAGAACACUCAACCUGUUGCUAAAAGUACUCAUCCUCCACCUCUCCCAGCCAAGGAAGAGCCAGUGGAGGCCCUGACCUUCUCCCGGGAACACGGGCCAGGAGUGGCGGAGCCAGAAGUGGCAACUGUACCCCCUGAAAAGGAAAUACCUUCAUUGGAUCAAGAGAAAACCAAACUUGAGCCUGGUCAACCCCAGCUCUCCCCUGGCAUUUCGACUAUUCAUCUGCAUCCACAGUUCCCAGUAGUGAUUGAAAAAACAUCACCUCCUGUGCCUGUUGAAAUAGCUCCUGAAGCUUCUACGUCAAGUGCCAGCCAAGUGAUCGCGCCUACUCAAGUAACAGAAAUCAAUGAAUGUACUGUGAACCCUGAUAUCUGUGGAGCAGGACACUGCAUUAACCUACCAGUGAGAUAUACCUGUAUAUGCUACGAGGGUUACAAGUUCAGUGAACAACAGAGGAAAUGUGUUGAUAUUGAUGAAUGUACUCAGGUCCAACACCUCUGCUCCCAGGGACGCUGUGAAAACACUGAGGGAAGUUUCUUGUGUAUUUGCCCAGCGGGAUUUAUGGCCAGUGAGGAGGGUACUAGCUGCAUAGAUGUUGACGAAUGCCUGAGGCCGGACGUGUGUGGGGAAGGACACUGCAUCAACACCGAGGGGGCCUUCCGGUGUGAAUACUGCGACAGCGGGUACCGCAUGACCCGGGGAGGCCGUUGUGAGGAUAUUGAUGAAUGUUUGACCCCAACUACUUGUCCGGAUGAGCAGUGUGUGAAUUCUCCUGGAUCUUACCAGUGUGUUCCCUGCACAGAAGGAUUCCGAGGCUGGAAUGGACAGUGCCUUGAUGUGGAUGAGUGCCUGGAACCAAACGUCUGCGCAAAUGGUACUUGUUCCAACCUUGAAGGCUCCUACAUGUGUUCAUGCCACAGGGGCUAUAACCCGACUCCGGACCACAAGCACUGUAAAGAUGUUGAUGAAUGUCAGCAAGGGAACCUGUGCAUGAAUGGGCAGUGCAAAAAUACCGAGGGCUCCUUCAGGUGCGCCUGUGGACAGGGGUACCAGCUGUCGGCAGCUAAAGACCAGUGUGAAGACAUUGACGAGUGCCAGCACCGUCAUCUCUGCACGCAUGGGCAGUGCAGGAACACCGAGGGCUCCUUCCAGUGUGUGUGUGACCAGGGUUACAGAGCAUCCGCGCUUGGAGACUACUGUGAAGAUAUCAAUGAAUGCUUGGAGGACAACAGCGUUUGCCAGAGAGGAGACUGCAUUAAUACUGAAGGCUCGUAUGAUUGUACCUGUCCAGAUGGAUUCCAGCUAAAUGACAAUAAAGGAUGUCAAGAUAUUAAUGAAUGUGAACAGCCGGGGCUCUGUGGUCCUCAUGGGGAAUGUCUAAACACAGAUGGUUCUUUUCACUGUGUCUGCGAACAGGGUUUCUCAAUCUCUGCAGAUGGCCGUACGUGUGAAGAUAUUGAUGAAUGUGUAAACAACACUGUUUGUGACAGUCACGGGUUUUGUGACAAUACAGCUGGCUCCUUCCGCUGCCUCUGUUAUCAGGGCUUUCAAGCCCCACAGGAUGGGCAAGGGUGUGUGGAUGUGAACGAAUGUGAGCUGCUCAGUGGGGUGUGUGGUGAGGCCUUCUGCGAGAAUGUGGAAGGGUCCUUCCUGUGCGUGUGCACUGACGAGAACCAGGAGUACAGCCCCAUGACCGGGCAGUGCCGCUCCCGGGCCUCUGGAGCAAUCCCUACAACUGAACGUAUUUGGGGAAAGACUGAAGAAUCCUACGUAGAUCAACCCAGAGAAGAAAAGAAAGAAUGCUACUAUAAUCUAAACGACGCCAGUCUCUGUGACAACGUGCUGGCCCCCAAUGUCACCAAACAAGAAUGCUGCUGCACCUCAGGCGCCGGGUGGGGAGACAACUGCGAGAUCUUCCCCUGCCCGGUCUUGGGGACCGCUGAGUUCACUGAAAUGUGUCCUAGAGGGAAAGGUUUUGUCCCUGCUGGAGAAGCUUCUGACGAAACUGGUGAUGAGAACUAUAAAGAUGCAGAUGAAUGCUUACUUUUUGGACAAGAAAUUUGCAAGAAUGGUUUCUGUUUGAACACUCAGCCUGGUUAUGAAUGCUACUGUAAGCAAGGGACAUACUAUGAUCCCGUCAAAUUGCAGUGUUUUGAUAUGGAUGAAUGUCAAGACCCCAAUAGUUGUAUUGAUGGCCAGUGUGUUAAUACAGAAGGCUCUUACAACUGCUUCUGUACCCAUCCAAUGGUCCUGGAUGCUUCAGAGAAAAGAUGUAUACGACCAGCCGAAUCAAAUGAACAAAUCGAAGAGACUGAUGUCUACCAAGAUCUGUGCUGGGAACAUCUGAGCGAUGAGUAUGUGUGCAGCCGGCCUCUUGUGGGCAAGCAGACGACGUACACCGAGUGCUGCUGUUUGUACGGAGAGGCCUGGGGCAUGCAGUGUGCCCUCUGCCCCAUGAAAGAUUCAGAUGACUACGCCCAGCUGUGCAACAUCCCGGUGACGGGGCGCCGGCGGCCGUACGGGCGGGAUGCCCUGGUGGACUUCAGCGAGCAGUAUGCGCCAGAAGCCGAUCCCUACUUCGUCCAGGACCGUUUUUUAAAUAGCUUUGAGGAGUUACAGGCUGAAGAGUGUGGCAUCCUCAAUGGUUGUGAAAACGGCCGCUGUGUGAGGGUCCAGGAAGGUUACACCUGUGAUUGCUUUGAUGGGUAUCACUUGGAUAUGGCCAAGAUGACCUGUGUCGAUGUGAAUGAAUGCGAUGAGUUGAACAACCGGAUGUCUCUCUGCAAGAAUGCCAAGUGCAUUAACACCGAAGGUUCCUACAAGUGUUUGUGUCUGCCGGGCUACGUACCUUCUGACAAGCCCAACUACUGCACUCCAUUGAAUACCGCCUUGAAUUUAGAAAAAGACAGUGACCUGGAGUGAAAGAGAAUCUACAUAACCUAAGCCCAUAUACUCUGCACUGUGUAAAGGAAAAGGGAGAAAUGUAUUAUACUUGAGACAUUGUACCUAACCCAGAGUGUUGCAAAUAUGGAAACAGCAUGGAGUUGCGUGUCCUCUGAAGACGGUGAAAGGAUUUAGGAUGAGCCUGACUGGUGUGACAGACCAAAAUGGACAUUUCUCUGACAAACCGGUAUAUAUAGUCUGUUCAUAUGUAAAAUUCAGUGGAAAAGAGGUGGAACAGGGCUGUUAUUUUAAAGAGAAGGUUGUAUUAUUAUGUUGUUUUGUUUUGUUUUGUUUUUUACUAUUGCUUGAUUAAAUUUGGCAUUUAAAUAGUGUUAGAAAUAUUUUAUGUAAUUUUCAUUUUCUGGUUGGUUGUGCAGUUCCUUGGCUACUGUUUUUCUUCAAUUUUUUUUUAAUCUCAAGUGCAAAAGUCUUUGAUAAAAUAUUAAGCUGUAUUAUAAAGUAUUAUUACACAGGGUUAUGCUAUUUCUGGUCUGGAGCAUUUUUAAAAUUCAAAUUGUCUGUCCUGUGGAGCAGGCAGUGAUUCUGUUUUCAAAACUUUUAUACACAUUUGGAGAAAAAAUACGUUAUAUUUUCAGUAUAUUGUCUGAUUUUAAUGUCCAUCCUUAGCCAAGCUGCUAGCAGAUGUCAGUUGGAUCCCUUUUCUUCAUUGCAAUGGAAGAAUUUAAGAGCUUACAUUAGUAUUGUAAUAUGUAAAGUAAGCCUGGCAAAAUUUAAAAAAAAUUUUUAUGAUCCCCAAUAUAUUUACCAUUGUAUGUUAAAGCAAAAUAAAUCACCAUUUUUGUAGAAAAAA
Messenger RNA from Lemur catta (Ring-tailed lemur), 6025 nucleotides. It is a transcript of the gene LTBP1, whose product is annotated as latent transforming growth factor beta binding protein 1. The record is from RefSeq and is a predicted model, not a curated record. Gene Ontology annotation, molecular function: calcium ion binding. NCBI's taxonomy places the organism in Eukaryota, Metazoa, Chordata, Mammalia, Primates, Lemuridae. The transcript is spliced from 35 exons. Bases 1 to 5193 code for a protein of 1730 amino acids.